UUCAGAUUCCUUGAUCACUGUGUGGUGAUAAUGAACAUAUUUCACGGUGUGUGUCAAAAACCGAGGAAGAAACUACACUCUAGUUCCCUCGCAUUAUACACUUCCACCCAGGAAGAUCUGCAACAGUGUGAGUUAAGAAAUAGUUGACGGCCCCAAGUGAGAAUCCAGUGACAGAUGAUGGACUCCGAGGUGUCUGUGCUGCUGAACUGUGCAGCCUGGAGGGGCCUGCUGGAGCCUCAAGUACAAGUGGAACUGUCUGAAAGAUUCAACAGGCAGACGGAACCGGCUCUGGAGUGUCAAAUAGAGGAGGUGUGGGCAGAGCGGGUGUCCAAGGAGCCGUGGCUUUUCAACGGGUCCAAAUUCAGGCUACACUCUUUCUGCUUGGCCUCUCCAUGCUCUGCUCCUCCUCAACACCCACCCUGCACUCAUUCACCCCAUGUCUUAAACCAUGCAGAGGAUCAGGAAGGGGAAAUACACAGCAGACUAACAAUGGAGGAUAAUUUGUGUACCAGCAAUUCUCUGCAUGACACUACUCAGAACAGUUUGCACAAAGGAAACGGACCUGUGAAUCAGGCAGGAAAUGGAGAUGGAGUUAUCAAUCAGACAGCCGGUGCACUGUCACAAGCUUCCUCCUCUUGUGACUGCAGAGAGUCUGAAGGCAUCGCAGCUGAACUUCCUUCUCAUUUUGACAAAAACACAGAUGAUCAAGAGACCAGGACGCUUCUCACUCUGAGACUAGGCCUGACAUGCUAUAAGGACUAUCUUGGAACCAACUGGUCCCUUCGAGUGGCAGAGCUACGUCGGCUGGGAGAGGCGGAGUUCGGUGAUCCUCUGGCGCUGCUGGCUCAGCCUCUGGGUGUGGGCGCCGUCCUGUGUACAGCAGACGGUCAGGUGGUGUUGAUCAGGAGGAGCCAGAGAGUGGCAGAGGCAGGGGGGCUCCUGGACAUCCCCGGAGGUCACCCAGAGCCCAAGGUGGUGUGUGAGCGUCUGGGCCAGGCAGUGUGUGAGGAGCAGAUCAGUGUGGACAUGAUGCAGCAGAGGCCCGUUGUCUCAGAGCUGUUCUCGUCUGUGUGCGCCGAGAUCAGAGACGAAGUGAAUGUUCCUCUGAGCUCCCUCGGACAGCCUGUCCUGAUGGGCGUUGCUCUGAAUCACACCAGCGCCGGCAGACCAAGUGCUGAGUUCUACGUCAGCUGCUCUUUGACAUCUGAUGAAGUCAGGAAGCUGUACUGGAAAGGAGGAGCAGAGGCCCAUGAGUCCACAGAUAUCGUGUUCCUCAGCAGAACAGAGAUGUUGCAGCUGGACAGAAGCAGCUCUCUGUGGUCGGAGCUGUGUCCCUCAGCUAAAGGAGCCGUACUGCUUUAUCAGACAGUGAAGCCCAAGCAGAUGACGUGACACACGUCAGAAAAUGAGGAUCCCCAUGAUCAAAUGUUUAAUACAUAAAGAGAAACAUUUUAUUUGGGUUCAGGGAUUUGUUACUCUGUGACUUUGAGCACUCCGACCAAAAAAUGUGCUAAAUGCUGUAUUUUUUCACACUGUACUGUAAAAACAUGCCAAUUUUUAAAAAAUACUUUCAAUAAAAAUCCUAAAAAGUGA
This is a messenger RNA of Micropterus dolomieu (smallmouth bass), 1593 nucleotides long. It is a transcript of the gene nudt22, whose product is annotated as nudix (nucleoside diphosphate linked moiety X)-type motif 22. Gene Ontology annotation, molecular function: GDP-mannose hydrolase activity. The coding region runs from base 175 to 1392 and encodes 405 amino acids. The record is from RefSeq and is a predicted model, not a curated record. The transcript is spliced from 7 exons. Lineage: Eukaryota; Metazoa; Chordata; Actinopteri; Centrarchiformes; Centrarchidae.